Messenger RNA from Ficedula albicollis (Collared flycatcher), 1071 nucleotides. RefSeq names its product 5-hydroxytryptamine receptor 5A (gene HTR5A). Gene Ontology annotation, cellular component: plasma membrane. The record is from RefSeq and is a predicted model, not a curated record. Bases 1 to 1071 code for a protein of 356 amino acids. NCBI's taxonomy places the organism in Eukaryota, Metazoa, Chordata, Aves, Passeriformes, Muscicapidae. Gene Ontology annotation, biological process: adenylate cyclase-activating adrenergic receptor signaling pathway. The transcript is spliced from 2 exons. Gene Ontology annotation, molecular function: G protein-coupled serotonin receptor activity.
AUGGAGCGCCCGCCCAACCUCAGCUGCCUCGCCGAUACGACGCCGGACAGCGGCAACAGGAGCGGGUCCUCCGCCGGCCCCGAGGGCGGCCAGGCCCAUCUCUCCGUCUUCAGCGUGCUGGUCCUCACCCUGUUGGCCAUGCUGGUGGUGGCCACGUUCCUGUGGAACGGGCUGGUCCUGGCCACCAUCCUCCGCGUGCGCAGCUUCCACCGGGUGCCCCACAACCUGGUGGCCUCCAUGGCCGUCUCUGACGUGAUGGUGGCAGCGCUGGUCAUGCCCCUCAGCCUGGUGCACGAGCUGUCGGGGCGGCGCUGGCGGCUGGGCCGCUCGCUGUGCCAGGUGUGGAUCUCCUUCGACGUGCUGUGCUGCACGGCCAGCAUCUGGAACGUCACGGCCAUCGCCCUGGACCGCUACUGGUCCAUCACCCGCCACCUGGAGUACACGCUGCGCGCCCGCCGCCGCGUCUCCAACGUCAUGAUCGCUCUCACCUGGGCGCUCUCCGCCUUCAUCUCCCUGGCCCCGCUGCUCUUUGGCUGGGGAGAGACUUACUCAGAGGACAGUGAAGAGUGCCAAGUCAGCCGGGAGCCUUCCUACACCAUCUUCUCCACCUUUGGGGCCUUCUACCUGCCCCUCUGCGUGGUGCUCUUUGUGUACUGGAAGAUCUACAAGGCUGCCAAGUUUCGAAUCGGAUCUCACAAGAGCAACUCCAUCACCCCCAUUACGCCAGAAGCACUGGAGGUAAAAGAAGCUGCCCAGCAGCCACAGAUGGUCUUCACUGUCCGUCACGCCACUGUUACGUUCCAGACAGACGGAGAGACGUGGAGAGAGCAGAAGGAAAAGAAAGCUGCCCUCAUGGUGGGCAUCCUCAUUGGGGUCUUCGUGCUCUGCUGGAUCCCCUUCUUCAUCACAGAGCUCAUCAACCCGCUCUGCUCCUGUGACAUCCCACCCAUUUGGAAAAGCAUUUUUCUAUGGCUGGGCUAUUCAAAUUCCUUUUUUAAUCCACUCAUCUACACUGCUUUCAACAAAAACUACAACAAUGCCUUCAGGAACCUAUUCUUCAGACAGCAGUGA